Sphaeramia orbicularis (orbiculate cardinalfish) is the source of this 1286-nucleotide messenger RNA. RefSeq lists its product as uncharacterized. NCBI's taxonomy places the organism in Eukaryota, Metazoa, Chordata, Actinopteri, Kurtiformes, Apogonidae. The record is from RefSeq and is a predicted model, not a curated record. The coding region runs from base 129 to 812 and encodes 227 amino acids. The transcript has 4 exons.
CUGUCGGUUCAGUUUUACAUCAGUUUCCUGUAAACGUAGCUCAGCUUUAAUCUGCAGGCUGUCGGCACGGCAACAACACCAGAACCAGAACAACACAGAACCAGAGGAACCAGGUGAAAACCAAAAACAUGAACAACCGCAACACUGAGGAAAAUGAAGAAAGAGGAGGAGCUUCAGGAGGAGGAGGGUGGAGCUCAUAUGUCCCUAUGGUGGCGGCAGCAGCAGCAGCAGUUGGUUUGCCGACCCUGUACUGGAUGAUCCGUGACAUCAGGCAGAAGAAUAAUGAGCUUCAAAUGAAGAUCAUGAGAGACCAGCUCUGUGUAAAGAGACAACUAACAAUUCACAAUUUUUACAUUACAGCCACAAUAUUUGAUGUUCUGUCUUCAUCCUCUGAAGAAAAGAAGAAUCAUAUUAUUGACACAGUCUUUUUUAACAGACUAUACUUGGCAAAGCUCUCUCUGUGGGAUGAGGUGGAGGAUCUGUUAGUGGAGAGGCAGCACAUCUUCUGCAGUCGAUUCAAGCCAAGAUCCCAACGGUUAAAGCUUGAGGUGCAGAUCAGGAACAAGGUCUCUGAAUCCAUGCCAAGUGAAGUCCCCCGUUUUGAGGAAGUGUUUGCAAAAGAUGGCCAUUGUGCUUCCUGUCUGACAUACCUGUGGACCAGAGACAAGAGGAGGAAUGGACGCCUGAUGUGGGAACUUCUAGAUGACCUGAGGGGGAAGGCGAUCCAAGAUUUACGGAAGGAAAAGGUUAAGAAUAUACUUAAUCUGAACGAAGACUCAGGACAACCCAGUUCAUCCUCAGGUGGAUCCUAAUGGAACUGAUUAUACUCGGCAGUACAUGACAGUCACAGUCAUGUUUUUAUUCAAAUUAAUUAAACUGUAGUCUAAUGCAAAUGUCUUUGUUUAUAAAGGUAGUGAUUUAUAGACAGGUGUGGCAAUGAAACUGUACAUUAAAAUAAAGAAUAAAAAUAGGUGGUUGUGUUUAUUGGAAAAGCUGCAUUUAGAAGCUCUCUUUAUAUAAACUGUACUUUCAGAUACAUAGCAUUAUUAUUAUUAUUAUUAUUAUUAUUAUUAUUAUUAUUAUUAUUAUUAUUAUUAUUAAUAUUAUGGGGGGUGUACACAGUUUGCAUCUUAAACUGGAGAGAAUUGGUGUGAAACCCCUAAAGACACUGGGAACACAUACACAUUUAAAUUAAUGUAAGUGGUGUGUCAGGUGAAAAUUCUGUUGGGUUUCAGUAAAUUGGCUUAGAGUCUGGUUUUGACCAACUCUAUAUAUAUAAGAUGUCA